AUGGUACAGGCAGAAUCAUCGGCUGAUGCUGCUCGCAAUGGCCUCCGGGCUUCUACAGCUGGGGCGCCCCCGGACUAUGAACUGCCCUGGGUUGAAAAAUACCGCCCAGUUUUCUUGAACGAUAUUGUCGGCAACACAGAAACCGUUGAACGUCUAAAAAUUAUUGCUAAGGAUGGGAAUAUGCCGCACAUUAUCAUCUCCGGUAUGCCUGGUAUUGGAAAGACAACAUCCAUUUUAUGUCUUGCAAGACAGCUUCUCGGGCAUGCAUAUAAAGAAGCUGUUUUGGAGCUGAAUGCCAGUGACGAAAGAGGGAUCGAUGUUGUCAGGAAUCGCAUCAAGGGGUUUGCUCAGAAGAAGGUCACGCUCCCACCUGGCCGGCACAAGGUUGUCAUUCUAGACGAAGCGGACAGUAUGACUUCUGGGGCUCAACAAGCCUUACGCCGGACGAUGGAAAUCUACUCUUCCACUACCAGAUUCGCAUUUGCCUGUAACCAGUCGAACAAGAUCAUUGAGCCUCUCCAGUCUCGCUGUGCGAUUCUUCGAUACGCUCGGUUGACCGACGAACAGGUUGUACACCGUAUCACCCAGAUCUGUGAAGCUGAGAAGGUAGAAUACUCAGAGGAUGGGAUUGCCGCUCUAGUCUUCAGUGCCGAAGGAGACAUGCGCCAAGCGAUUAACAAUCUGCAAAGUACCUGGUCCGGUUUUGGGUUUGUGAGCGGAGACAAUGUGUUCCGCGUGGUCGACAGUCCCCAUCCAAUCAAGGUUCAGGCCAUGAUAAAGGCAUGCUGGGAAGGCAAAGUUGACGUUGCUCUGGAAUCUCUGAAUGAGUUAUGGGACCUAGGGUAUUCAUCCCAUGAUAUAAUCAGCACAAUGUUCCGGGUCACCAAGACGAUUCCCACUCUCUCCGAGCACUCAAAGUUGGAGUUUAUUAAAGAAAUCGGCUUCACACACAUGCGAAUUCUCGAUGGCGUGCAGUCCUUGCUCCAGCUGAGCGGAUGCAUUGCAAAGCUUUGCAAAAUCAACAUGAAGCCACAUCUCUUCCAGCAGCCCAAAGCUUGA
Molecule: messenger RNA, 1059 nt
Organism: Penicilliopsis zonata CBS 506.65
Lineage: Eukaryota; Fungi; Ascomycota; Eurotiomycetes; Eurotiales; Aspergillaceae
Exons: 5
Coding region: 1-1059 (352 amino acids)
Biological process (GO): DNA repair; DNA-templated DNA replication
Cellular component (GO): nucleus; Rad17 RFC-like complex; Elg1 RFC-like complex
Molecular function (GO): ATP hydrolysis activity; DNA binding; DNA clamp loader activity
Source: RefSeq, a predicted model, not a curated record